This is a messenger RNA of Fibroporia radiculosa, 462 nucleotides long. RefSeq lists its product as uncharacterized. Lineage: Eukaryota; Fungi; Basidiomycota; Agaricomycetes; Polyporales; Fibroporiaceae. The transcript has 4 exons. Gene Ontology annotation, molecular function: translation initiation factor binding; nucleotide binding. Gene Ontology annotation, cellular component: P-body; RNA polymerase II, core complex. Gene Ontology annotation, biological process: mRNA export from nucleus in response to heat stress; transcription initiation at RNA polymerase II promoter; positive regulation of translational initiation. Bases 1 to 462 code for a protein of 153 amino acids. The record is from RefSeq and is a predicted model, not a curated record.
AUGAGCGGGCCACGGCUGCGACACAGACCACAAGUGGAGGAGGAGGAUGCGUCAGUGUUGAAACUUGGAGCAGAAUUCAACAAUGCGGGCUGUCUUCUGAUUUCUGAAGUCAAAUACCUGCUCGAGAACAGAGACAAGGACGCGCCGGAUACGGCUGUAUACAACAAGACGCUAGAGUAUGUGAAAACGUUUGCGAAGUUCAAUACUACAGACUCCGCAAGCGCCGUUCGAGAGACACUCCGGAGAGAACCCGCACUAACACAAUUUGAGACGGCACAAAUUGCUAAUUUGUGCCCAGCGAAUGCAGAGGAGGCGAAGAGUGUUGUUCCUAGGUAUAUGGUUACAUCAUCAUCACACGACUACGUGAUUGCUUAUGGCAAUCAAAGUCUGGUGAAAAUUGACGACGACAGAUUGCAAACGCUACUUCAGGAGAUUCAAACCAUGCGUAAAUUCCAAACGUAG